This is a messenger RNA of Syzygium oleosum, 1576 nucleotides long. RefSeq names its product protein IRX15-LIKE-like. Gene Ontology annotation, biological process: xylan biosynthetic process. The transcript has a single exon. NCBI's taxonomy places the organism in Eukaryota, Viridiplantae, Streptophyta, Magnoliopsida, Myrtales, Myrtaceae. The record is from RefSeq and is a predicted model, not a curated record. Bases 506 to 1462 code for a protein of 318 amino acids.
CGUCAGUCAUCAAUGGCCAUUCUCUCUCGUCGCCAUAUCUUCUCAAUCUGGUAAAAAGGACGAGUCGUCCAAUUAUUCGAACUCGAGAUCAAGAACCCUCGGUUGAAAUUUCUUACCAUAUAGGCCGGCAUUCACUUUUUUCCCCUAAAGGACCCACGACCAUCUCUCUCUCUCUCUCUAUCUAUCUCUCUCCUCGGGAUCCACAGGGGGGCCUCGCUCGAUAUCCUGCGCGAUUCCUCUGUCUCUUCUCCUUCUCUACGUCCAUGCCAAGCCCCCCUUCAUUAAAUUCCCCUUCGCCCUUUUCAAACAUUCAAAAAGAUUCGAACACCCCUAAUAAAUCUCAGAAAGCAAAAGCAAGCUUCACGGGGAGAUGGUGAAACCUGUCUGAGAAAGAGAACAAAGCAGAGGAGGCCUGAACAAGACGCAAGACUCAUAUAUCUGUCGCGUACCUCGCUUUCCCAACGUAGUCCUCAAUCUUUGAAUCUCUCGCUCGCUCUCUCUCAGGAUGAAGAGCAACGCCAACGCGAAGCUCAUCGUCUUCCACCCUUCACUCCACAAGCAAGCAAGCACCGCCCCAGCCUCUCACCGCAUGUGGCUCCUCUUCUUCAUCACCUUCUUCACCUUGGCCUUCACUGUCACCCUCUUCAGCUCCGCCAUCCCCUCCUCCCCCUCCGCCUCCGCCUCCGCCGCUUCCUCCUCCUCCGCCGCCGCGGCCCUCCCUGCUGCCGUCACCGACGCCCUCCUCCACUACGCCACCACCACCAACGCCACCCACAUGACCCAGGCCGAGAUCAACUCCAUCGGCGCCGUCCUCCGCCGCUUCCCCUCCGCGAAUUUCCUCGUCUUCGGCCUCACCCACGAGACCCUUCUGUUUAAGGUUCUCAACUUCAACGGCCACACGGUGUUCCUCGACGAGAGCGAGUUCUUGAUCUCGCGGCUCGAGCAGCAGCACCCGGGGAUCGAAGCCUACGAUGUCCAGUUCACGACCCGGGUCAGCCAAAUGUGGGGCUUGAUCAAAUCGGCGAGGGACCACAUCAAGACCGACUGCAGGCCGGUGCAGAACCUGCUCUUCUCCGAGUGCAAGUUGGCCCUGAACGAUCUGCCGAACUACAUAUACGAGGUGGACUGGGACGUGAUCUUGAUCGACGGGCCGCGCGGAUACUUCCCGAAGGCCCCGGGGAGGAUGUCGGCGAUAUUCACGGCGGCGGUUCUUGGGAGGAGCAAGAAGGGCAGCGGCGGGAAGACGCACGUGUUCGUGCAUGAUAUCGACAGGGAAGUGGAGAGGAUUUGCAGCGAGGAGUAUCUGUGCGAAGAGAACUUGGUGGAGACGGUGGAUUCGCUGGGGCACUUCGUGGUGGAGAGGAUGCAGAGGGACAGCUUUGAGUUCUGCCGGAACGCGACGAAGCCGUCGUCAUCGUCGCCGUCACUGCUGCCGUCGGAUGGCGACGGGGAAGACGGUUGAUAUGUAUUCCGGGUUCUCGCUGAACGAGGCAUCUGCAUCUGCACUUGCAUUUGCAUUGUUCUUGGGAAAUUGUAACUAAGUAUAACAUAUAGAAAAGCCUGGAUUACUGCUCAA